This is a messenger RNA of Anopheles marshallii, 1561 nucleotides long. It is a transcript of the gene Eip63E, whose product is annotated as cyclin-dependent kinase 14. Gene Ontology annotation, molecular function: cyclin binding; cyclin-dependent protein serine/threonine kinase activity; ATP binding. The transcript is spliced from 9 exons. Gene Ontology annotation, biological process: protein phosphorylation. Gene Ontology annotation, cellular component: cytoplasm; cytosol; nucleus. The coding region runs from base 9 to 1466 and encodes 485 amino acids. The record is from RefSeq and is a predicted model, not a curated record. NCBI's taxonomy places the organism in Eukaryota, Metazoa, Arthropoda, Insecta, Diptera, Culicidae.
GAGUAACCAUGCGCGAGAAAAAAGGAGGUGCUUUGCAGAAGAUAAAAAAGCGAUUAUCGCACAGCUUCGGCCGAUUAUCGAUAUCGCGCGAGGAAAGCGACGACUCGACGCAACAAAACAACCACCAUCACCAUCCGCAUCAUCACCAUCAUCACCACGGACAUGGUCACAAUCGUGGCGGUAAAGUGCCCUUCAACGGUUACACAUCCGAGGAGUGCCUCGACCGACUGGAACCAAACGGCAACAUCCCGGCCGAUAAGUCUUACAGCAAACAUUGGAACAGAGUAAGCGAUCACGAACGCGUCCAUCGGCAGUUAUCGGUAUCGUCCGACAGCAAGCUGCUGGACGACGACAUCCGGGAGGAAACACGUGUGAUAAUGCGACCUAAGAAGCCACCCCGGCCGAAAUCCGAAGUGUUCUUGAACAAGCAUGACCCGCACCCGAGAAGAAAACGGUUUAGUGCAUUCGGGGGUGACUCGCCAUUCGGCAAAUCAGAUGCUUAUAUUAAACUAGAGCAACUCGGUGAAGGAUCCUACGCAACGGUAUUUAAGGGUUAUAGCAAUUUAACAAAUCAAGUGGUAGCAUUAAAGGAAAUCAGGUUACAGGAAGAGGAAGGUGCACCGUUCACGGCCAUACGCGAAGCAUCCCUGCUGAAGGAACUGAAACAUUCGAACAUCGUGACCCUGCACGACAUCGUGCACACGCGCGAAACGCUCACGUUCGUCUUCGAGUUUGUGAAUACGGACUUGUCGCAGUACAUGGAACGACAUCCGGGUGGGCUCGAUCACCGAAACGUGCGACUGUUUCUGUUCCAGCUGCUGCGAGGGCUUUCGUAUUGCCAUAAGCGAAGGGUGCUGCAUCGCGAUGUGAAGCCUCAAAACCUCCUCAUCAGCGAGAUGGGUGAGCUGAAGCUGGCCGAUUUCGGACUAGCCCGUGCUAAGAGUGUUCCCAGUCAUACCUACUCGCACGAAGUCGUCACACUAUGGUACCGGCCUCCAGAUGUGCUGCUCGGUAGCACAGAGUACUCCACCUCACUCGACAUCUGGGGUGUGGGAUGCAUCUUUGUGGAGAUGAUCACCGGUAUGCCGACAUUCCCCGGCAUUCGCGAUACGUAUGAUCAGUUGGAUAAGAUCUUCAAAAUUCUCGGCACACCGACGGAGGAUACGUGGCCAGGGGUAACGCAUUUACCGGGGUAUAAGCUACAAAUGUUAGGCUUUUUCAAACCCCGCAAACUGGGAUUGAGCUUUCCCCGGUUGUACGACAUCAACGAGGGCGAAACGAUGGCUACCUCGUUCCUGCAGCUUAAUCCGGACAACCGGAUAAGCGCGGAUGAGGCUCUGCGCCAUCGGUAUUUCGCGUCGUUGCCAAAAAAGCUAUACGAACUGCCGGAUGAACUAUCCAUCUUCACCGUGGAAGGUAUUUACUUGCAUCCGGAACCGAACCGCCACCAUGGGCACCGAGCAUGAGAGUUAAGACAAAGUAAAACCCUAGAUGCAAUACGUUAUUAUUGUUAGUAGUUAAUGUGAUUACCUGCGUCGCUGGUUAGCAGAAGACGCAGUGG